Messenger RNA from Tachysurus fulvidraco (yellow catfish), 2034 nucleotides. RefSeq names its product outer dynein arm docking complex subunit 4 (gene odad4). The record is from RefSeq and is a predicted model, not a curated record. The coding region runs from base 37 to 1464 and encodes 475 amino acids. The transcript is spliced from 12 exons. Gene Ontology annotation, molecular function: protein binding. NCBI's taxonomy places the organism in Eukaryota, Metazoa, Chordata, Actinopteri, Siluriformes, Bagridae. Gene Ontology annotation, cellular component: cytoplasm.
CUUCGUGUUAAUAACUAAAUUAAUUUAAAAAAUAAAAUGUCUGACAACGAGGGAGAACAAGGUCCGAAAAGUACGUUUUCCACCUACAUGGCCAGAGCCGACCAGCUGUUUCAUAAAGGAGAAUAUAACAAAGCUAUUGAAAGUUAUUCGACGGCUCUGCUAUUACAACCGGGAGAUAGGAACUGUUUGGUUGCCAGAUCGAGGUGUUUUGUGAAAUUAGGGGAGGCUGAAAAUGCUCUAAAGGACGCAGAAGCUUCUCUUAAAGAUGACAAAAGCUUUUUCAAGGGAUUGUAUCAAAAGGCAGAGGCUCUGUACACCAUGGGGGACUUUGAGUUUGCACUGGUCUUCUACCAUCGAGGCCACAAACUACGACCAGAGCUGCAGGAGUUCAGACUUGGUAUACAGAAAGCUGAGGAAGCUAUCAACAACUCUGUGGGAAGUCCUUCAUCUGUAAAGCUGGAAAUUAAGGGUGAUCUGUCUUUCUUCCAUAAAGUAGAUGAGCGCAAAAAGGCAAGACCAAAGACAGCCAAGAGUGAGAGAACAGCUAAACAACUCCUAGGAGAGUUGUACACUGACAUAGAAUAUCUGGAAAAGCUGCUCAGAGAUGAAGAUCUAAUUAAAGGUAAGACACGUACUGGCGAGAGGCUACAGGAUGUAAUCACGAGCUGCAUCUCAUAUCUGGACACACGCACUGAGUUUUGGCGGCAGCAGAAACCUAUCUAUGCCCGCGAGUACGAUCGGAAGCUCCAACAGCAGCAGUGGAAUCGCAGGCGGAACCGUCCUCCCUCUGACCCCACGUUUUAUGUCCUCAAAAACCUGGAGGAGUUAGACUCAGACCUGACUUCAGGUAACACAGAGAAGAGUCUAAAGAAGGCCCGAGAGAUGCUGAAGACGGUGCAAGGCUGUUCUGACAAAACUCUGCCCAAUAAGGCAGAAGUGCUGGGAAACCUAUACAGCUACAUUGGUAAUGCACUGAUGGAUCUGGGAAACAUGGACAAAGCCCUGGAGAACCACUUUAAAGAUCUGGAGCUUGCUCAGCAAGGUAAAUUGAUGGACAGUAAAUCCAGGGCUCUGGACAACAUUGGCCGAGUGUUUGCACGCAUUGGCAAAUUUCAUCAAGCCAUAAAAUUCUGGGAAGAAAAGAUCCCUUUGGUACAAGGUGGGCUGGAGAGGGCCUGGCUGUUCCAUGAGAUUGGCCGCUGUUAUCUGGAACUGAAGCGAUUUACCAAGGCCAAGGACUAUGGCAUCCACUCACUCAGUGCUGCGAAUGACAUUGGUGAUGAGAAAUGGCAGCUCAAUGCCAGCGUGUUAGUGGCACAGGCCGAGUUGAAACUGGGUAACUAUAAGUCCAGUGUAGUACACUUUGAGAAAGCACUGGACCAGGCUAAACUGCUGCAGGACGACAGUGCCAGAGUUGCCAUCCAGAAGGCUCUUCAAGAGACAAGACAGCAAGUGGCCCAGUGAGAGCAGGCUGAUUCGGUUGGCAUUCCCCUUUUGAAAGAUGCUUCAUUGACAAGGAAAAUAUUUAAACUAAUGAGUCAUAUUCUCUGAUUGUACUUCUUUUGUAAUCUGUAAUCAUAUUCUCUGAUUGUGACUGUACUUGUCAGUUUUUAAAAGUGUAAACGUUAAGGAACAUCUACUCUAAGAUAUAUUCAUGACUAAUAAGGUACGAGUCGACAUGGAAACAAUUGCACAAUUAUUUUAGAAAAUGCCUGUGAUUAAGUUAGACUUCAAUUUAACUUAGAAUUUCUGAUGUGGUUAAUGAGUGAUGUAAGCAAAUUUUAUUCUCGCGUGUUGCAAUAUCUAGACUUGUGAGGGACGAUUGUGUAACCACAAAAUCGUAAGGAUCCGUCUAUUUGUGAGAGUUAUGCAACCUAAUGAGACGGUUUCAGCUUGUCUAUAUUCGUCCAUAAGAAGUCUGUUAAACCCUGAGUCUGCCUCUCUCACUGAACCUAGGGGUAGUACUUAUUUUGUGUCAGAUCAUACAAGAUGAUAAAAAUGAAAGUAAAGUAAUAAUAAAAUCAAUUUACUGAA